AUGUCGUUGCAACAACCUUGCAUUUCUCCUUAUUCCAUCGCCUUGCUGGUGCUUGUUCGUCUUGCUCUAGAUCAUCAAUUAUACGGCCCUUUGCAUGUUUCUGAUUUAGGCGACCAGCACGCUCAAUCUUCUGAUUCUGCUGAUAAUUCUGCUUUCACCACAUCUCAGAUCCUCUUGUUUCUAGGAGAUUGUCUCGAUUGUCUGGAUCUUUCUGAAAACUAUUUAGGUCUUAAAUACUUUUUAAAUAGUAUGGAUCUGUUUCGUGAUAAUGAAGAUGACUUGUCUGAUCAAAACGCAAAAUCAAGUCCGAUCGGACUCUUUGUAAACAAGAAUAUUGCAGCUUUUCAAACUCUUGAACUGGAUGGCUGGAUGGUUUUAAAUCAACAGUAUGAAGCGUUUUGUAAAGGGGAAUCUUUGGAUGAUAUAGGCAACUACCUCAAUCAUCUUAGAUCUGGAGAGAUAUAUCGUGCGUUAGAAGACUUGCGUCGGUUCAUUGACUAUAGUGUUGUUGGUGAUACCAACAAAAUACCCUUUCAGUAUGUAUCCCUCAAUAUGGCUGCUGUGCAUUCAGAAAUGGGUCAGCAUAUGGAGGCUUUAGAGUUUGUUUCAGAUGCACUCCGCUAUGCGAGAUUUGUUGGAGAUGACACAUGUCUGAGUUAUAUUCUCAUGUGGCUCGAUCGACUCACUUGGAAGCUUGGCCGUGAUACUAUGUGCAACAAGUAUGGAAAUAUGCCCAAUGAAGAAGAAAUAUUAGACACGUUGGCGGAACGUACACAACGAUUUGGACAGCACCAGCUUCAAGUGUUGUCCCAUUUACGCAAUGCAACCUGGAGAUUGAUGAAUGGAAAAUCACCUAUUCUUGUCUUUCAUUCUGUUCAAAUUGCCACAUCUCUUGUAAACCAUCAUCGUGGCCUGGAAGCUCUCGUAAGCACUGUAGAGCUUACCAAGGCUGGAAUAUGGGAGAUUUAUGGCAAUACACAAUCCGCGCGCGCUGCAAUUCAGCAGGUUCUUAUUGUAAACCAAAAGGAAUAUAGUGCCAAUGAUCUUUCCAUGGCAUAUUCUAAAAAUGCACUUUAUGAAGCAUCUGAAGGUCGCUUUAAAGAAGCCUUUUCCCUGAUAAAAACCGCCAAGCAACGAUUUCCAAUUGUUGGUUUUUUUGAAGCUUCCAAACACUGGCUUGUUGCAAUGGGAUAUAUACUGCUGGAUCGUGCGCUGUUUAGGUUGAAUAUGCCAUUGGCUGCUCAUAUACUCGCCAAUCUAUCAGCUCACUGCAUUGAUACACCGCACAAUAAUCAAGCCAUUAAGAUAUACGGAGCCCGACUUGCAAAAAGAUAUGGAAAACGUGACGAAGCCUAUCGACUAUUCAUGGAAGCAUCGGAACCACCAGAAGAAGGUGUCAUUGAAGGAUCUCUCAAUUACAUUCCUGCUAUGCUUGAACAAGCAGAUUUGCUAUUGGAAGAGGGACGAGAGGGAGCCAUUGCUGCACUUCCAAUCACACUAAAAUGUCUUGCUUUAGCAGACCAGUACUCUAUGAACUUGAUACGAAUAAUGGGUCUUGUCCGACUAAGUCAUAUCCUUGUUCAUCUGCAAUAUUUUCGACAAGCAUUGGAUCUAAUCACCGAGCUUCUACCAAGUGUUCUUGUGGCCGCGUCGGCUGUGGAUCGUGGCUAUACAUACUUUGUGCACGCACAAAUUCUAAUAGCAGCCAUGGCUGGCAGCGAUCGACCCAUAACUGGUUCAAACGCAACUGAACCUUUUACACUUUUGGAAAAAAAAGCAGUUGAUCAGUCAGUGAAAGAAGCAACUAGGCUGGCAGGCAAUAACACGGAUAAACGUAUAGUGACUAGCACUCUACAUUCCAUGCUUACCACCACUUGGGCUUCUGUUAUAUAUUCAUUGAAAGAAGCAGAGAAAUGUUAUAUAAAUCUUGCUUCCGUAUAUCAUCUUGAACGCUGCUACCACCUCAUGUCACUUGCAUACAAUAGAGCAGGAUUGAUAGCUGAACGCAACGAAGCAUGCAAAAAAAUGAGGGCUCUUUGUAUACCGUUUGAAGUUUCAGAUGAUGCAGAAAAUGAGCAAUAUACAUGGGAGUAUCAAAUUAAACAUUAA
Batrachochytrium dendrobatidis JAM81 is the source of this 2109-nucleotide messenger RNA. RefSeq lists its product as uncharacterized. Gene Ontology annotation, biological process: positive regulation of mitotic metaphase/anaphase transition; protein K11-linked ubiquitination; anaphase-promoting complex-dependent catabolic process. The transcript has 9 exons. NCBI's taxonomy places the organism in Eukaryota, Fungi, Chytridiomycota, Chytridiomycetes, Rhizophydiales. The record is from RefSeq and is a predicted model, not a curated record. Gene Ontology annotation, molecular function: protein binding. Gene Ontology annotation, cellular component: anaphase-promoting complex. The coding region runs from base 1 to 2109 and encodes 702 amino acids.